AUGUCGUCGGUCAAGAGAAGAAAAGUAGAUGUCUCUUUAGGAUCUGCACAAUCCAAAGACAAGAAAACUGUUACGAAGGAACCAUUACCCUCAGUGUCUUCACCAGAAGGCUCUCCCGCACAAGAUGUACCAGAAGCAGAGAAAUCAGCGACAGAAGGAGGGGAGGCCAUAAAGACUUUUAAGGACCUUGGUAUCAUAGACUCAUUAUGUGACGCCUGUACUGCAUUGGGAUAUAAGUCCCCCACCCCAAUUCAAUCCGAGUCGAUUCCGCUUGCGCUCCAAGGCAGAGAUUUGAUCGGUCUCGCAGAGACUGGUAGUGGGAAAACCGCUGCUUUCGCUCUUCCCAUACUUCAAGCGCUUCUGGACAAACCGCAGCCUCUGUUUGGACUUGUUCUCGCGCCUACCCGUGAACUUGCCUACCAAAUAUCUGAAGCGUUCGAAGCCCUUGGGUCGCUUAUAUCAGUACGAUGCGCUGUAAUUGUGGGAGGAAUGGAAAUGGUUUCGCAAGCAAUCGCAUUGGGAAAGAAACCGCAUAUAGUGGUUGCGACACCUGGACGGUUGCUGGACCACCUCGAGAACACCAAGGGGUUCUCCCUUCGAUCCCUCAAAUAUCUGGUUAUGGACGAAGCUGAUCGGUUACUUGACCUUGAUUUCGGACCAAUUUUGGAUAAGAUCCUGAAAGUACUGCCUCGGGAACGACGGACUUAUCUUUUCUCGGCUACCAUGAGCUCCAAAAUCGAAAGCCUUCAGCGAGCCAGUUUAAAGGAUCCUUUGCGCGUCAGUAUUAGUAGCAACAAAUACCAGACCGUGUCGACGUUACUGCAGAGCUAUCUUUUCAUUCCGCACCCGCAAAAGGAUGUCUACCUUGUUUAUUUGCUAAAUGAAUUUGCUGGGCAGUCCGCCAUUGUUUUUACCAGGACAGUAAACGAAACACAACGGUUAGCCAUUUUGCUCCGAACACUUGGUUUUGGCGCCAUCCCUUUGCACGGUCAAUUGUCACAGUCAGCCCGUCUAGGUGCUUUGAACAAAUUCCGAGCCGGGUCAAGAGAGAUUCUAGUGGCAACUGAUGUGGCGGCACGUGGACUCGAUAUUCCAUCAGUCGAUGUUGUGUUGAACUAUGAUUUGCCACCUGAUAGCAAAACAUAUAUUCAUCGUGUUGGUCGAACCGCUCGAGCUGGAAAGUCUGGACACGCGAUUAGUCUUGUAACUCAAUACGAUGUGGAAAUUUGGCUGAGGAUAGAGGCAGCGUUAGGCGAGAAACAGAAAGAGUACGAUACCGAAAAGGAUGAAGUUAUGGUAUUCAAGGCUCGAGUCGAAGAAGCCCAGCGACAUGCAAGAAAUGAAAUGAAGAAUUUGCACGAAGAUAGAGGCAAGAAGGGAUCAGUACUAAAAGGACGACGGCCGGCAAGUGGAGGCAAAAGAGGUCGUGACGAAAUGGAUCGAGAAGAGGGUUAG
Molecule: messenger RNA, 1455 nt
Organism: Glarea lozoyensis ATCC 20868
Lineage: Eukaryota; Fungi; Ascomycota; Leotiomycetes; Helotiales; Helotiaceae
Product: P-loop containing nucleoside triphosphate hydrolase
Exons: 2
Coding region: 1-1455 (484 amino acids)
Molecular function (GO): RNA helicase activity; nucleic acid binding; ATP binding
Source: RefSeq, a predicted model, not a curated record